ACGGCGCAUCACAAUGCUGUAGUUUCUUGGCAACGCGAGCGUCCAGUCCACUCCGGCCCGUCAACAACAGGACAGUUUUAAUAAGGAUGUUGCCGUGCCGCUCCCUCCCUCUGUCUAUUCUCCUGCUCCUCCUGGUUGUUGCCGAGGCGGGACGGUGCGUUGCUGUCACCACCCAGCUGCACCGUGAUUUCCGUGGCUGCGCGGUGCGGGAUUUUUCCUUCGUGGCCCAGAAGCCGGGAUGCAGGAACCUCCGCAUCGAGACGGAGGCCUGCUGGGGACGCUGCCAUACCUGGGAGAAGCCGCUCCCAGAGCCCCCCUACGUCCAGCGGCAUCACCGUGUGUGUUCCUACGGUCGUACUCGCUACCUGACGGUCCGUCUGCCAGGCUGCCAGCCCCACGUCUCUCCGCUCUACCCCUACCCCCUCGCUCUGCAGUGUCACUGCACCGUCUGUUCCACACAGGAUACGGAGUGUGAGACGUUCUGAUACCAACUUCUGUGUGUGUGUGUGAAAAGAUUUAAGGUUGAUUUAAGCAAUGAGGCCCGAGGGGUUGUGGUAUAUGGACAAUAUACCACGGCUAAGGGCUGUUCUUACGUACGACGCAACGCGGAGUGCCUGGAUACAGCCCUUAGCUGUGGUAUAUUGGCCACAAACCACAAACGCCCUGAGGUGCCUUAUUGCUAUUAUAAACUGGUUACCAACAUAAUUAGAGCAGUAAAAAUACAUAUUUUCUCAUACCCGUGUUAUACCACGGUUUGAUAUACCACGGCGGUCAGCCAAUCAGCAUUCAGGGCUCGAAUCACCCAGUUUUAUAAAAUGCUUUAUACCACUGUAAUAUGACACAGCAACCUUGUUAGAAAAUGUAAUAUAAUAAUAAUAAUAAUACAAUUUGUUGAGUGAUUAUUUUUGCCUUUUUUAUUUGGUCAACCCUUCCAACAUUCUUUCAGGUCACUUAUUUACAAAAUGUAAGUGGGUCAUGGUCAUAGACAUAAAUACAGUUGAUUUAUUAAUGUACAUUCCUUUAGUCUCUCUAGUUUAGUGGCCGUAGAAAUCAAAUGACUGGAAUUGGAACCUCUGACCCUGACAAUUUCACUGGUCCGCGUUCAAAAUGGCUGCCAGUCUACUCACUGACUUGAAUGGGGAUGUCCAUUCUGCUCAUUCUAGUUCUGUGUUGUGGCUGUAUAACAGAUCUAUGUAGUGGUUUUAAUGAUGUUAUUAUCUAUAGUGGUUUAACUGGAUGUCAGUGUCUACGUCCCAAUUGGCACCCAAUCUACCUUUGUAGUGCACUAGUUUGUAUGGGCCCUGGUCAAAAGUAGUGCACUAGUUUGUAUGGGCCGUGGAUCAAAAGUAGUGCACUAGUUUGUAUGGGCCCUGGUCAAAAGUAGUGCACUAGUUUGUAUGGGGCCGUGGUCAAAAGUAGUGCACUAGUUUGUAUGGGCCGUGGAUCAAAAGUAGUGCACUAGUUUGUAUGGGCCGUGGAUCAAAAGUAGUGCACUAGUUUGUAUGGGCCCUGGUCAAAAGUAGUGCACUAGUUUGUAUGGGCCCUGGUCAAAAGUAGUGCACUAGUUUGUAUGGGCCCUGGUCAAAAGUAGUGCACUACAUAGGGAAUAGGGUGUUGACUCAAAGUGUCACAAAAUGUCUCCUGUUCCUAAAUAAACCAAUGUUUAAACAAACAAAUCUUAAAUAAAGCGACCGUUUGAAAAGUA
Molecule: messenger RNA, 1705 nt
Organism: Oncorhynchus kisutch (coho salmon)
Lineage: Eukaryota; Metazoa; Chordata; Actinopteri; Salmoniformes; Salmonidae
Product: glycoprotein hormone beta-5-like
Exons: 3
Coding region: 87-485 (132 amino acids)
Biological process (GO): regulation of thyroid hormone receptor signaling pathway; G protein-coupled receptor signaling pathway
Cellular component (GO): extracellular region; cytoplasm
Molecular function (GO): hormone activity
Source: RefSeq, a predicted model, not a curated record